AUGCGCGUUAUCUUUUAUGGUCCGCUGCAAGUCGUAUAUCAGCUUUGUGUUCUAAGACCGUGGGCAGGCCGUGGGCGCUACUCCAGAAAUCUUAGCCCACGUGGCCAGAUAUUAGAUAGUUUGAAAUUGGCUCGGAACUGGUUUAUAGGAGCAGUCUCAGAUUGUAACAACGCCGUGUCGCGUGCCGUUAUUCGAGCCUGCAGCGUACUUUCCUCCUUAUCUCAAAUCUCUGGGUUGUCGUCGAGUGACGAGCGUGGCGUCACUCCAGUAUACCUGAGAUGUAGGGAGGGUUCUGUGUCGUGGUUGUAUCCGCGUGGAGCGCUCAGACUGCUCUUCAAGCCGCCGCUACCUACUGGAGAGAAAGACUUCAAGGUCUGCGUACGAGUAAUCCGUAGACAAGAUCCACCUGAUCUAUUUUAUUCGCUUGACCGGAAUAAUACAGAAGUCGCUGGACGUUUCCCUGCGCGUAUCUUCGUUGAAGGAGUGCGCCGUUUAGUUCCUCUCUACGCGCCUGAUGACGGUGAUGUAAAGGAACUGAGAUGUUUCCGCAGCAGACACGGUCAGGCGGCGUUAUAUGUUGAGGCUGAACCCGAAGAAGGCCCGAAACGUAGGGUUGCCACAUUCAGAUACGAAGCCAGGUCGCUGGAAAGGCGGCAUUACGACCCAGCCGCCGCGGAUUGCCGACCCUGUUCGGAAGCUGAGUUGGAACUUGCUUUCUGCACCAGCGAUCUCGUAUCUCGUGCUGUUAUGGUUGGUAGUGAGCGUGUUUCGUCUCUGGACUCAACUCAACUCACUUGGCGCCUUACGAAGUUGGUCCGAGCGACCGCAGCCGACAUACAAACAGACGUACAAACAGAUGACCUUAAUGACUACUAUAGAUACGAUAUAGACAAUGUCGAAAACAGUAUUGAACCAACACGAACACGCACCCGUCGGCGAGCACGCACUCGCGGACGUAAACACACGAGCACGCACACACACACAGACACGCGCGCACACACGCACGCACACACACAGGUGCCACACGCGUGUGGUGCGGCGACGGGGGAGGGGGAGUUUGUAGUAAUGGCAAGGAGGAGACUCGGGCGACUAACACUAGUAUGUGCACCAAGACUUGAACAAUGGGUAAAACUAGUACAUGACAGGAGGAAAGACGGAACCUCACACUGUUCACUGAAAUAUUGA
This is a messenger RNA of Danaus chrysippus (African queen), 1185 nucleotides long. Lineage: Eukaryota; Metazoa; Arthropoda; Insecta; Lepidoptera; Nymphalidae. The record is from the annotation of a GenBank genome assembly.